CCAGACGCCAACCUCUGGCUUCUUCUCUCUCUUUCAUUCAAUCUCCCCUCAUCGCAUAGCAGAGGCAAACCAUCAGAACCGCUGGUUCUUGGUCUUUCUGACGCGUUCUUUCUUUCUCCCCUUGUGCCAGAAUCUACCUGCUUGACCCUCGAGUUGACCUGACAACCGCGUUUUCACCCUUGCCCAGAAACCCUUUGCGAAUCAACUCAACUCAGCAGAAUGUCUGGCUACGGCGGCGGUCGAUCCAACGGCGGUGGUUACGGAGGCGGUGGUGGUGGUGGUUACGGUCGUGAUCGUGGUGAUCGCGGCGGCGACCGCAACGGUUAUGGAGGCGGUGGCUACGGUGGAGGUCGUGGCGGAUUCGGCAACGGCCAUGGCGGAGGCUACGGAGGCGGUGGUGGUUAUGGAGGCGGUUAUGGAGGCGGCGGCGCUGACCGAAUGGGUCACCUCGGCGCUGGUCUGCAAAAGCAGGAUUGGGAUCUCUCUACCCUUCCCAAGUUCGAAAAGGACUUCUACAAGGAGUCUCCUGAUGUCAGCGCCCGCUCCUCAGCCGAAGUCGACGAUUUCCGUCGCAAACAUCAGAUGACCAUCGCUGGUCGUGAGGUCCCCAAGCCCGUCGAGACUUUCGAUGAGGCUGGCUUCCCUCGCUACGUCAUGGACGAAGUCAAGGCCCAGGGUUUCCCUGCCCCUACCGCCAUUCAGUCUCAAGGAUGGCCCAUGGCUCUCUCUGGACGUGACGUUGUCGGUAUUGCCGAGACUGGUUCCGGAAAGACUCUUACCUACUGUCUUCCUGCUAUUGUUCACAUCAACGCCCAGCCCCUGCUCGCCCCUGGCGACGGCCCCAUUGUCCUGAUCCUUGCCCCCACCCGUGAGCUUGCUGUCCAGAUCCAGCAGGAAAUCUCCAAAUUUGGUCGCUCAUCGCGCAUCCGCAACACCUGCGUCUACGGUGGUGUUCCCAAGGGCCCUCAGAUCCGUGACCUCUCCCGAGGUGUCGAGGUCUGCAUUGCCACCCCUGGUCGUCUCAUCGACAUGCUUGAGGCCGGCAAGACCAACCUGCGCCGUGUGACUUACUUGGUCCUCGACGAGGCUGAUCGCAUGUUGGACAUGGGUUUCGAGCCCCAGAUUCGCAAGAUUAUCGAGCAGAUCCGACCUGACCGACAGACUCUCAUGUGGUCUGCCACCUGGCCCAAGGAAGUCCGUGCCCUUGCUGCCGACUUUUUGCAAGACUUUAUCCAGGUCAACAUUGGUUCCAUGGAGCUGGCUGCCAACCACAGAAUCACCCAGAUUGUGGAGGUUGUUACCGAAAUGGAGAAGCGAGACCGCAUGAUUAAGCACCUCGAGAAGGUCAUGGAGAACAAGGAGAACAAGAUCCUCAUCUUUGUUGGCACCAAGCGUAUCGCGGACGAGAUUACUCGAUUCCUCCGCCAGGACGGAUGGCCUGCUCUCUCAAUUCACGGAGACAAGCAGCAGAACGAGCGAGACUGGGUCCUCGACCAAUUCAAGACCGGAAAGAGCCCUAUCAUGGUUGCUACCGACGUGGCGUCCCGUGGUAUCGAUGUUCGCAACAUCACCCAUGUGUUGAACUACGACUACCCUAACAACUCGGAGGACUACAUCCAUCGUAUUGGUCGUACCGGUCGUGCUGGCCAGCACGGAACGGCCAUUACGCUCUUCACCACUGACAACCAGAAGCAGGCUCGUGAUCUUGUCAAUGUCCUCCAGGAGGCCAAGCAGCAGAUCGAUCCUCGCCUGGCCGAGAUGGUCCGUUACGGUGGCGGCGGCGGUGGUCGCGGCUACGGUGGUUACCGUGGCCGUGGCGGCGGCAGAGCCAACUCCAACAACCUUCCACUCGGCAAUCGACGAUGGUAAGAAGGAAGAAUUCGUCAGCGACCCGGACAGGCGCAAGUCAAUGACUGUGCGUACCCGGAGGGCAUGACAGACGUGAACGGCCCAUUGCACUCAAACGGCGUUUGAUAGAGGACAGGAUUGGUUUCAACUAGACAUUGACUCGCAUCCCUGCGAAGUCAUCGGUUAUUUGGUUUUUGCUGUUGACGGAUAUUUUGUCGUUUUGCUUUUGCCUCUUUUUCUAUUUUUCUUUUCUAAUGGUUUGAACGUAUAUCACAUAAGGACACGGGAGAAGGUGAUCCAUUGUUAUCAGUCACUUACUUUGCUACCAUUUCGAUGAAUUCAUCGACACUGGCAUAGGCUGCUCUGCCUCGAGGGUUAACAUGUAUGUUGAUAGAGAAAAAAACGAGGUCUGGAAUGACACGCAUUUGGGCAUG
Trichoderma virens Gv29-8 is the source of this 2282-nucleotide messenger RNA. RefSeq lists its product as uncharacterized. The transcript has 7 exons. The coding region runs from base 220 to 1869 and encodes 549 amino acids. Gene Ontology annotation, cellular component: ribonucleoprotein complex; nucleus; cytoplasm. Gene Ontology annotation, biological process: rRNA processing. Gene Ontology annotation, molecular function: RNA binding; RNA helicase activity; ATP binding. Lineage: Eukaryota; Fungi; Ascomycota; Sordariomycetes; Hypocreales; Hypocreaceae. The record is from RefSeq and is a predicted model, not a curated record.